CAGUCAUUGGCUGACGCCAUGGAAACGACGCGGAAGUGUGGCGUUACAAGCUCGGCCAACAUGCUAUAUACUAGCACAAUGUAUGCUCAUUCUUUUUAACAUUAACGCCUUCCAAGUGUUCUAUGACAAACGUACAUUUAAUGCUUAAAACCAACCAUACUUCGAGUUACCUUGUUCUUGUCGUCGCGCAGUCAGUCAAAGUUAGCUGCUUCGCUAAUGCUUCUCCGACCCCGCUGCUGAAAUGAUCAAAGCUAAAAUACUCCUAAUUGGUCCAAACGAGAGUGGGAAAAGUGUCCUCGCAAACUUCCUCUCAGAUGCAACGGAAAAUGUGGGAGGUGAAUACAGACCCACUCAAGCAGUCAGGAUACUGGAAUUUGAAUCCCAACUGGAAGGUAGCGGUGACAUGAAGUCAUGCGAGGUGGAGCUGUGGGACUGUUCCGGAGAUUUCAAAUUUGAGUCUUGCUGGCCUGCGCUCAUGAAGGACUGCAGCGGCGUGGUGGUCGUUUUUAAUCCCGAAAUUCCUAAUCAUAUUAAAGAAAUCGAGUCCUGGCACUCCAUGUUCAUCUCCUCUCAGGGGUUGCAGGAGAGCCAGUGUCUGCUCGUCGCUCACCACAAGCCUGGCAGUACAGCAGAAGAAGGUCGGCUGGCUUUAGCGUCACAGCUGAGCAGACUUCCACUUAUUCACUCUGACGUGGAGGAAGAACCGGAGGACGUGAGGAGAGCUUUCUGCAGCUAUUUGGGAAAAGUUGUAAAUACACUUUCGGAAAGCCGCGAGAGGGAGGAGAUGUCUAUCAUCACCUAGCAGCAUAUUCAAUCUAACCCAGUAUCUAACCACUUUUUAACCAGCGUCAUUUAUUUAUUACCUGUCCAAAAACUGUAUGCUUAUUGUUUUAUGUUCAUUCACAGUUUAUAAGCCUUGCACAGAAAAAUACUAAGUAUAAAUAAAUGUUCAAGAUACAGGACUGUACAUGCUUUUAAAAACAUUUGUUUGUAUGAUUUGCAGUAAACUGUUACGUCUCUGCGGCAUGGUAGCGGUAGUUGUGACCCUAAGGUGCGGAGAUAGGAGACAACGUGCAGGUAAGAGUAUUUAAUGAUCACCAAAUCACCAAAAAUGAUUCCCAGGCGCGGCCACCGCUGCUGCCCACUGCUCCCCUCACCUCCCAGGGGGUGAUCAAGGGUGAUGGGUCAAAUGCAGAGAAUAAUUUCGCCACACCUAGUGUGUGUGUGACUGUCAUUGCUACUUUAACUUUAACUUUUUAAUGUUAAAAAAUAUAGUGCAGCAGGGAAGUUCACGGAAAGCACAAGCAAGCUGUGCAUGUAAAGCAAAAUGAGCUAAGCAAUCAAUGAAAGCAUACCAACACAAG
This is a messenger RNA of Entelurus aequoreus (snake pipefish), 1364 nucleotides long. RefSeq names its product intraflagellar transport 22 homolog (Chlamydomonas) (gene ift22). Gene Ontology annotation, cellular component: endomembrane system. The coding region runs from base 242 to 802 and encodes 186 amino acids. Gene Ontology annotation, molecular function: GTPase activity. Lineage: Eukaryota; Metazoa; Chordata; Actinopteri; Syngnathiformes; Syngnathidae. The record is from RefSeq and is a predicted model, not a curated record. Gene Ontology annotation, biological process: intracellular protein transport. The transcript has 5 exons.